Messenger RNA from Chiloscyllium plagiosum (whitespotted bambooshark), 769 nucleotides. Its product is annotated as immunoglobulin lambda-1 light chain. The record is from RefSeq and is a predicted model, not a curated record. Lineage: Eukaryota; Metazoa; Chordata; Chondrichthyes; Orectolobiformes; Hemiscylliidae.
AGACAGACAUCCGUUGAAACUUUAGGCCGGAAUGAUGUCGAAUGCCAAGUUUCUUUUAAUUCUCCUGACGCUCCUGGACCUCACUACUGCAGAUGCACCAGAUUCCUCUGUGAGCAUCCGUCAAUCUCCCCCAAAGGCAGUUAUAUCAAAGGGUUCAGACAUCAUUCUCUACUGCAUUUUGCCCCUUUCCCAUGAUAAUUCAGAGUUCGAGGUACGUUGGUGGAAACGGGGUGAGAAUAAAUUUCUGCAACCAGGAGUAGAUAAAAGGAAACAUAUUGGUGUCAUAUCUAAAGGAUCUGCUAACCUGGAUCUGCGAAACGCAAUGCUCCAGGACUCAGGAAUCUACCACUGUACAGUAAUCCGUCAGGGAGCAUUUUAUGGAAAUGGAACAGGAACUAAUCUAACUGUCUGCAUUUCUCCAGCUCCAAUAAAGAUUUACACAAAGCCACGCAAGGACAAUUCAUCGAAGUCUCUGACUCUUGUGUGUCAGACGAGUGCGUUCCAUCCGGGCGAUUUUACUCUCGUUUGGUAUAAAAAUGGCACCGCAAUCUCACCGGCGAUAAUUAAAAAACAGAACGCUGAAGGACUGUAUCAAGCUUUCAGUUCUUUGGAAGAGGCGCAACCUGAGCGGACCGAAGUUGUCUACAUCUGUUUGGUAAUACACAUCUCCCUUCGGACUCCCGCCAUUGCUAUCCACACUGUGACAAAUACCUACUCAGGUAUGAGGCCAACAGACCUAAAAGUCAGCUCAACAAUUUGUAAAAUUUAG